Messenger RNA from Lacerta agilis (Sand lizard), 1739 nucleotides. RefSeq names its product plasmalemma vesicle-associated protein-like. The coding region runs from base 70 to 1443 and encodes 457 amino acids. The transcript is spliced from 6 exons. The record is from RefSeq and is a predicted model, not a curated record. Gene Ontology annotation, cellular component: caveola. Lineage: Eukaryota; Metazoa; Chordata; Lepidosauria; Squamata; Lacertidae. Gene Ontology annotation, biological process: positive regulation of cellular extravasation; regulation of vascular permeability.
UUCGCAUUCACCGCCCAGCUGACCCAAAAGCAGCUCCUUCGAGGUUGGCCAAGGCAGUUUGGUGGGAAGAUGGAGAAGAACCCGUACACGAUGGCCAAGCUGGGGCUGGAGCUGAAGGAGAACCCCAAUAAGAGGGACUGCGGCUUCUACAUGAAAUAUUUCUUCCUCUUCCUCUCUCUCAUCCAGUUCCUCAUCAUCCUGGGUCUGGUGCUUUUCAUGGUGUACGGCACCUCGGAGGAGAGCACCAAGAAGCACCAGAAAGUCCUGCAGGACCAGCUCUCGCAAUGCAACCAGAAAGGCGAGGCCCUCGGGCGCGAGAUCGGAGACUUCAAGAGCCGGCUCAACGCCAGCCAGGUGGAGGCCCGGCUGAGCAAGACCCAGGCCACCAUGUACAACAGGACCUCAGUGAACAACUACAACGAGAAGGUGAAAUGCCAGGAGCUUCGGAAGCAAGACGCACUUGCCCAACAGAUGAGCCGGGAAUGUGCUUACAACUUGUACCUUCUGAAUAUGACGACUCAAGUCCGAAUCGACUCUCUCCAAGAAAAGCUCGCAGCUCUGGAGUUGAGGAGCAAGCUGGAGCAAGACGCCUUGUCCGGGGCCAAGAAAAACCUGGAGGACCUACUGGACCGGACCGAGAAGGAGAAGCGGACUUGCGAGAUCGACAGGCUGGGAGAACAGUCGCGGAUGCAGACCUACCAGAGCUUGGGCUCCCAGGUCCUCUCCAAGCUGGACCCCGUCCCCGAUAACCUGAGGUCGUCCUUCGACCACGCCAUGGCACAGUUCACCGCCUGCUACCAGCUCGGCGGCGCCCAGCAUGAAUUUCGCCAGCUGACGGACGCCAUGCGGGCCCAGUUCGAUGCGCUGGCCAGGCAGGUGGACCAGAAAGUGAGCAGCGUGGCCGAGGAGAACGGGGGGCUGCAACGCCAGAAGGCCACCUGCGCCCACAGCCUGCAGGAGAAGGAGCGCCAGGCGGGCGAACAGAAACAGCAGUGCGAGAGGGAGAAGCAGCUGCUCCGGGAUGCCCAGGACGCAGAGACCAAGAAGAUGUACGCGGAGAGGCAGCAGCUGGUCGGCGAGAAGGAGACCCUCCAGCUGCAGCUGCAACAGAGCAAAACAGCGUGCCUGAAUCUCAGGGGGACCUCUUCGUUCCCAAGCAGCUCGUUCGUGAGGCCGGGGAGCCCCGUUUCGUCCGGGGGCGCCAACACGAUGGGGAGCCAUUGGAACGCAGGGAAAGUCGUGAACAAUGCUGGUUCGGUUUCCAGCCCACAUAUCUUCCUUGGAAGAGCAGGUGCAGUCGGGCAGCCGAAUCCUGCCUCCCCGGGAAUUCCAAGCAAUGCUGACCGAUUGAGAACUGUGGAGAACAAGAGACCCCCUUUGGAGAUCGGGAAGCUGCCGAACCAGCUGCCAGCCAUCCCCGCGGGACAACCCCCCAGCGGUUAAAGGAAGCGGCGCCGGAGGCCUCCAGGAACGGCACCUGGGAAUUAAGACUCGAUUGUUGGAAAGGGGAGAGUGUGGAACCGGGAUAUUUCCUCACCUGCAGAUGCAUUUCGGACAGGACAGGGAACCGAAGCAGAAACGGAUGGAAGAACUGAACGGGGAUAAGCCAGCUGCCCUCUUGCCUGGUAUCUUUUCCCCAAACCCUCGCUUCUUCCUGGGGGACUACCGAUACCCAAUUUAAGAUGUCUUAUCCUAAACCAGCCGGCCCGUUUGAUUUGUUGUGUUUCGCAAGCAGCCAU